CUGGCCCCUUUGGUAGUUAACACACACACAUACACACACACACAUAUGUGCACAUACUACACUUUUCACAACUCAUAGCUGCUGUGGAGGCAUCACACGCUCCUUGGAGGACAAGUCUUUUUUUUUUCCACGUGACUUAUGAUGGAGUUUUUAAAACUUCUCCACUAAUUUCGUCGGAACCAUCGGCAACAGCAGUCAGCGCGAGGUAGAUGAGAAGGCUUUGACUUGCUCUCGCCUGGAGUUACAUUAUGGUUCUGGGCCGAGCUGUCAACAUGAGUUUGAUGGACAUUUCCAAGAUCUUCUCCCUGCUGCAGCCCAAGGAGGAGGAUGAGGACAAUGGGCCGUGUCAGGCCCUGAAUAACGCCGUGAGCAGCGACAAUGUGACUCUCCUCUCAGAGCUUCUGUCUCAGGAGAAUUACAGGAAGUCCAUCAAUGCUCGGAGCGGGUGGGGGGUCCCGGUAACGCCCUUGCGCACUGCCGCCGCUCUGGGACACCUGAGGUGCCUGGAAUUAUUGUUGGAGCACGGCGCAGAGAUUGACAGCUUGGACGUGAAGGCCCAGACGCCUCUGUUCACAGCUGUGAGUGGGAAACAUCUGGACUGCGUGGUGGCCCUGCUGAGGGCCGGAGCCGAUCCCAACGGCAGCCAGUACAACAACUGCUCCCCCGUGCUGACCGCCGCCCGGGACGGCGACGUGGACGUCCUCAGGGAGCUGCUGCGCUUCGGAGCCGAGGUGGACGUCAAACCCAAAGUCCCCGAGUGGGCCUCCAACGCCACAGCCUGCAGAGGGCCGCUCUACAUCUCGGCCGUUUAUGGACACCUGGACUGCUUUAAGCUGCUCCUUCUUCACGGCUCCAACCCCAACUACAACUGCACAGACGAGAAGAUGCUGGCCCGGAUCAAACAGCCAAAGACGGUACUGGAGGUGUGUCUCCACUACGGCUCCGGGGUGGAGUACAUUCAGCUCCUCAUAGACUUUGGGGCAAACGUGUACUUACCUAUGCUCACCAUUGACAAAAGUACGAAGCAGACUGAAGCUCUGGCUCUGCUCAUCAAGGAGAGAGGGUGUCCCAAAACUCUGAUGUCACAGACCCGGCUGGCAAUUCGAAGAUACCUCCCGUUUGCCAACAAGGAGCCGGCAAUUGACAGUUUGGACAUCCCUCUCAUCCUGAGGAACUUCUUGAAGCACGACACUUCUGAACUCCUGUGAUGCUACAGUUUGCAUUAGUUGAUUUAGACAGUGCCUUUUUUUUAUACACCCCUGUGCUGUUCACUCAUAUUUGGAUUACUGAUUUCCUAGCUUUUUAACACUUUUUUAACUACAAUCAGGAAGGGACGGAGGACAGAUUUACAGAUGGGGCACAGUUUCUACAGAUAUUCUUUAGGGCUACAAAGCUUACAUAAUUUUAGUUUGCCUACAAAGAACAUCCUGAAGGACUCCAUGUUGGAAAAUGUGUCGCUCCAUUGAAGAGUGUUACACCACAGUUGACCACUAGAGACCACAGUAACACUGCCCAUUGUGCUCGUCCGAGUUAGAGGCCUCUCGUCGGGCGUUUUCAUCAUCUGUGAAUCUUUGCACCCCCUUUAGCUCUUUAGAUUUUCACAGGUGAUAUUAGACAAUCCUGUUUUACUUCACGGCUGUUACUUAGACAUCCACACGCAGCUGAAGAAACACACACACAAACAGUCUGUCUGCGUCACACCAGGAUGCCUUAGAUCUUGUCGGAAAAACAGCCUUGCAUCUUUGUACUUCAAAACAUCAGGAAGCGGAGUGAACUGCCUACACUUCAGCGCGGCCAAGUGGGAGCUCAGAUUUGCAUCAGUCUCAUUAUUUAUUGAUUAGUUACUUGCAGGCUACCAUUUGUGGUGGGGUUUUGGGUUCUUUCUUAUUUCUAAUUUGUGACUUGCGAGUGCCGUUCUGAUGAUGUUAUUUAUCCGAUGCCUUUGAACGUUUCCUCUGUGAUAAAUCAAGGAGCAGUUAAUGUGUCAGCUGUCAGGAAUGGGCCCUGCAAACAGGACGUGACGUCACGUGGCAGGAAACUCGGCACAAUGCUCUCACCCGCACACAGUUUGACGCCUCGACACGCACUUCUGUAGAGGUUUUAUUUUCAACAAAAGUACAGCUAUAUCAGAUAUGGAUUUAUUUUUUACAGCGAAGUACAACAUAUUCCCAGUGCUUCUGAUUACAUCAAAACAUAUAAUGUACAUACAGUUGACAUCUCCACUCUCCCAUUCACAGUUUCUGGAUUGAAUAGGCAUUAUUUUUAAGGAUUUUUUUUCCAUUUCUACAACAAAUAAUCAAACUCAAAGGCCGGCGAGAAAGAAAAAGACAAAAGUUUGCAUAUGAUGAUAAAGGAUGCAGAUACUGUGAGUAAAUUCUUCUGUGACAGGAAAAAAAAAAAAGAAAAUCUAGACCUCAAACUAGAUGGUAAUAUACAAUGAGUAGUUUCCAAAUGUUGGGAUGUCAGUCUUCUGUUAACCUUGUUGUCAUUGAACACCACAUCAAGAUAUGGCUCGUUGAAGACCCUGGCUAUUGUGAAGCAACACAGGACUGCAAAACCAACUGUGAGGAGUUCCUACGGAAGAUGCUGCGACACUAAAUGUGAGCGGCUCAAGUACACCCCGGACUAAAAGGAAUUACAUAAAUGUGAGCGAACUCGGAUGCCUUCAGGUGACAGCCUGCUAACUUGGCUGCCUUGGAUAUACGACCGUAAA
Messenger RNA from Mugil cephalus (flathead mullet), 2713 nucleotides. RefSeq names its product ankyrin repeat and SOCS box protein 12-like. Gene Ontology annotation, cellular component: cytoplasm; nucleus. The record is from RefSeq and is a predicted model, not a curated record. Lineage: Eukaryota; Metazoa; Chordata; Actinopteri; Mugiliformes; Mugilidae. The transcript is spliced from 4 exons. Gene Ontology annotation, molecular function: protein binding. Gene Ontology annotation, biological process: regulation of barbed-end actin filament capping. Bases 249 to 1208 code for a protein of 319 amino acids.